GUUUUUGUGAUCGAAAGGGUCGUCUAGAAUGUGUGCAACAGUGGAAAAGAGUUUUAUUAGGUUUCGUGUACUCUUACAAUGCGCAUGAUAUGAGAAAACAACUGUCAUCGAUCAGUGAAGAUGACCACUCGGACUAUGGGAGCACAGUCAGCGGCAGCACGGGAAAAUCCCCGGGGCCCAUUUUCCCGGCGCCCACUUUCACUUUCCCCGGCCAACCGCCACCCGGAACCGUCCUCACGCAUAAAGCAGCCGUCUACUACCACCAUCAACUUAGUUUACAGGAAGAUCAGGGUAUCGACAUGACACAGUCUCCUGGGAGAGACAGUCCAGGCUCUUCCAGUGGCAGUGCAGGAUCGGGAUCCAGACACAGUACUGCCUCUCUGGAUAGCGGCAGGGCUUCAUAUCAUCCCCUUAGCACAGCUGGCAGAAGUACCAUCGGUUCCUCGAACAGUCCAAGAUGUUCGCUGAGUUCGUGUUCAAUAGGGUCAGACCAAGGCAGGAUCGAACGGAUGAUACACCAAGGGGUUCCGGAUCAAGAAAUAAUCCAUGCGUGGCUAGUGGACCUACAAUUCGAGGAGUACUUCCCGUUGUUCAUAGCAGCAGGAUACGACCUGCCUACCAUCGGUAGAAUGACGCCAGAAGAUUUGACGGCCAUAGGGAUCAAGAAACCAAACCACAGAAAAAGGCUCAAGGCCGAAAUCGCGCAACUCAAUCUACCUGACAAUCUGCCAGAGUUUAUACCAGGUUCGUUAGAGGAAUGGUUGAGUUUGCUGCGGCUUGAAGAAUACCUUCCAGCAUUUUUGGACCAGAAUUACCAAACGGUAGAUGAUGUAACACAGCUGACUUGGGAAGAUUUAGAGGAAUUCGGCAUUGUGAAAUUAGGACAUCAAAAGAAGAUCAUGCUAGCGAUAAAAAGGAUCAAGGACAUCAAAGCUGGAAAAAGAAUAAAUUCGGAUUCGAAUAGAAUUUAUGCAACGCAGAAAAGACUUUUUUAUACAUAUCAUGCUCUCAAUUAUGGGAUGUGGAACUUUAAUAAACGGAAUUCACUCAACUGUGCAACAAAAUUCAGAUGUGAAAUAUCCUUUUUAUGAUAAUUUUCAACACUUCUGUGACUAUUGCACUAGUUGCAAACCCUGUUAAC
Messenger RNA from Acanthoscelides obtectus, 1141 nucleotides. Lineage: Eukaryota; Metazoa; Arthropoda; Insecta; Coleoptera; Chrysomelidae. The record is from the annotation of a GenBank genome assembly.